Triticum aestivum (bread wheat) is the source of this 900-nucleotide messenger RNA. Its product is annotated as dnaJ homolog subfamily C member 17. Lineage: Eukaryota; Viridiplantae; Streptophyta; Magnoliopsida; Poales; Poaceae. The record is from RefSeq and is a predicted model, not a curated record. Bases 1 to 900 code for a protein of 299 amino acids. The transcript is spliced from 4 exons. Gene Ontology annotation, molecular function: RNA binding.
AUGGCGGCGGUGGCGGACGUCGACCACUACGAGGUGCUCCGGCUGCCGUCGGGCGAGGAGGGCGAGGCGCUGAGCGUCGAGCAGAUCGACAAGGCCUACCGGGCGCAGUCGCGGCUGCGGCACCCGGACAAGCGCCCCGACGACCCCGCCGCCACCGCCGACUUCCAGGGCCUCGUCACCUCCUACAGGCUCCUACGCGACGAGUCCCUCCGCCGCCAGUUCGACGCCCGCCUCCGCGCCCGCCGCGGGGCCGCCGCCCGCGCCGCCGCCACCGGGGUCAAGCGGCGCAGGGCCGUGUCGGACCUGGAGGAGCGCGAGCGCGCCUUUGCUGCCCGUGCGGGAGCAGGACCGGCCUUCGACCCCGCGCAGCUGGCCAGGCGGGAGGAUAAGCGCAAGGCUGCGGACGUUAAGCGCGAGCUGGAGGACUUCUUCAGGAAGUCCGUCGCCUCUGGCUCUGCUUCCACUUCGGCACAUGGAGAUAACAAGGGUGGAACCCCAGAUAACAGAACAAAAACUGACAAGGGGAAGGUCUUGAAGGUUUCAUGGGAAGGGGGUGCAGAUUACUAUACUGCUGCAAAGUUGGAUGAGAUCUUUAGGCAAUUCGGCGAGGUUGAAGACAUUGUUAUCAAGACCAGGAAAUCAAGGAGCAAGGGUUCAGCAAUUGUUGUGAUGGCUUCCAAAGUGGCGGCUCAAACAGCACUGAAGAACCAUUCUGUGUACAACGUCUUCCCAGUCCCAUUAAUGGUUGCUCCCAUCGAAGAAUUGGUUGGGUCACCAGCAUUCGCAGCUCCAACAUCUGAACCGAGGGCAAGCAACGUUGAUGGAACUGGAUUCAGUGAUAUGGAGGCAUCGGUGUUCCGAAAACUUCAAGAGGCCCAGAAAAGGAAGCAAUGUGCAUAA